This is a messenger RNA of Eremothecium cymbalariae DBVPG#7215, 1968 nucleotides long. RefSeq names its product nucleoporin NUP2 (gene NUP2). Gene Ontology annotation, molecular function: GTPase activator activity; structural constituent of nuclear pore. Lineage: Eukaryota; Fungi; Ascomycota; Saccharomycetes; Saccharomycetales; Saccharomycetaceae. The transcript has a single exon. Gene Ontology annotation, cellular component: nuclear pore; cytoplasm. The coding region runs from base 1 to 1968 and encodes 655 amino acids. The record is from RefSeq and is a predicted model, not a curated record. Gene Ontology annotation, biological process: protein import into nucleus; protein export from nucleus.
AUGGCGAAGAGGAUUGCGGGAUCACAGAUUACCAGGGAAACAUUUGUGGAGGAUAAUGAUACAUCAGAUGAAUGUGCAGUUAGUGGGCCAAGCAUCGCUUCAGAAUCAACCAUGCGCACGAGGAAAAUCGCGAUGCCCAAGAGGAAGAUGGGGCCUAAUGGUACGGAGGGUAGUUUUGGGAAUGCAUUUGCGUUUGCGAAGAAGCCUGUGGCGGAAGGGGUAGGGGAGUUUUCGGUAAUUGGAGAGGCAAGGGCGGUAGAAGGAGUUGAUGGUGGUGGUGAUAAACAUGCCAAGCUUCAGGCGUUGAAUUUAAAGUUUCAGGAGAAGAUUUCGCAGGCGGUGAGGUCAGAUCCGUUUGUGAAUCUGACGCCCGUGUUGGAGAAGUAUCAGAGUUAUAUGUCUGGGCUGAGGGGGCCAGUGGGGACGGAUGAUGGGGGGGUUGGUUCGGCUAUGCAGGGUACAAGUGGGAGCCGGUCGAUGGGCCAAGACGAUGGUGGUGAGGGGUCUGCGGGAGAUGGAAUGGGGCCGAUUUCUGUUAAUUCAGACAGCCACUCUGGUAGCGAGGACGAGAAGGAGGAUGAUAUUAGGGUUCAGGGUCCGAAGUUUGUUGUUAGUUCUGGGUCUACCGCUAAAGAUUCCGUGUUUUCUUUUGGUUCCAAGAAGAGGGAUCGCAGGGACAGCGACAGCGAGAGCGAUAUUGAGAUAAAGGGGCCCAGUUUUACGUUCAGUGGCACUGUGUCUAGUGAUGUAUUUAAGCUGAAGGGGGAACAGGAGACAGCGGAAGAAUCUAAAGAUGGCCAGUCUGACCCUGUUUCGAAGUCUUUUGUAUUCAAGACUUCCAAUAAUGGCACGACUUCCGACGGCCAGCAGCAACCGGUAGCAGCGGUGGCAUCGCCAGGAUCACCAGAAUCGCCAGCACCAUCAGAAUCGCCAGCACCACCAGCGACGGCGACACUGCCUAUAUUUGGAAUAUCAUCUUCGUCAACAGCGGCUGGUAACACACAGAGUAAUACUCAAACAAAGAUGGGCAUGUUUGGUCAAGGCUCAACUUCAAAACCAAGUUUCAGUUUUGGUAUACCGGCGGCAAAAGCAUUGACAACAGCAGACACUGAGAAAGGCCAAGAAGCUCCACAGCCGAUUUUUAAUUUCGGCUCAUCAACAGACAAACAGCCAGAGAAUACCAACCAAGGGUUUACUUUUAACCUUCCAGCAGCCAAAGGUGAGAAUACUAAAGCCAGCUUUACAUUCGGCAGUACUGCCCCAGCAGCAGCAUCAAAUGCGACAACUACAAUUUCAAAUAAUUCAAAUGUACCUAGCUUUUCAUUUGGUGCUUCCAACAACGGUUCAGAUAACAAUAAACAAGAAACUAAUAAGGCUUCCUUUAACUUUGGCAAAACGGUCUCAUCUGCUGCACCAUCCUUUAAUUUUGGUCCGAAGUCAGAUAACUCCUUUCAACCAUCCAAUAAUUUUAAAUUCUCGUUGCCAUUUGCACAGAAUUCUAUUGCAUUCGGUAACGCUGACAAGAGUAACACACAGCUAGAACAUUCGAAGAAUACAAGUGAAGUAAGUGCGCAGGUAGUAGAGCAAGCAGAUGAAAAGAUGAACCUUGAAAACGGCGAGGAAAAUGAGAAUGCGUUGUUUUCCGAAAGAGCCAAGCUAAUGAUUUUUGAUAAUGAGACGAAAAGUUAUAAAUCACGAGGACUCGGGGAACUUAAGGUGUUGCAGAAACAGGAUAAUAAGUCUAAGGUCAGAAUUUUGUGUAGAUCCGAUGGAAUGGGUCAUAUUUUACUAAACACCAGUAUUGUCAAGAGCUUCAAAUAUGAACCUCUAGAUGCAGAUAAUGACAAUCUAGUGAAAUGUCCCGUAGUAACUGAUGGGAAGUUGGAAACGUUUGUUAUUAGAGUCAAACAAAAGGCAGAUGGGCGUAGGUUGGCCAAUAUCAUUGCAGAAGUCCAAGAAACUAUGUAA